Molecule: messenger RNA, 1860 nt
Organism: Oncorhynchus kisutch (coho salmon)
Lineage: Eukaryota; Metazoa; Chordata; Actinopteri; Salmoniformes; Salmonidae
Exons: 3
Coding region: 1-1671 (556 amino acids)
Source: RefSeq, a predicted model, not a curated record
AUGAAUAUUCCUUCUAUGAAGUGUAACUCAGAUUCACUGUGUACUGGGAUUCACUGUCUACUGGAAUUCACUGUGUACUGGGAUUCACUGUGUACUGGAAUUCACUGUGUACUGGGAUUCACUGUGUACUGGAAUUCACUGUCUACUGGGAUUCACUGUGUACUGGGAUUCACUGUGUACUGGGAUUCACUGUGUACUGGAAUUCACUGUGUACUGGGAUUCACUGUGUACUGGGAUUCACUGUGUACUGGGAUUCACUGUGUACUGGGAUUCACUGUGUACUGGGAUUCACUGUGUACUGGGAUUCACUGUGUACUGGGAUUCACUGUGUACUGGAAUUCACUGUCUACUGGGAUUCACUGUGUACUGGGAUUCACUGUGUACUGGGAUUCACUGUGUACUGGGAUUCACUGUGUACUGGGAUUCACUGUGUACUGGGAUUCACUGUGUACUGGGAAAAGCGUGUACUGGGAAAAGCGUGUGUACUGGGAUUCACUGUGUACUGGGAUUCACUGUGUACUGGGAAAAGCGUGUACUGGGAUUCACUGUGUACUGGGAUUCACUGUGUACUGGGAUUCACUGUGUACUGGGAAAAGCGUGUGUACUGGGAUUCACUGUGUACUGGGAUUCACUGUGUACUGGGAAAAGCGUGUGUACUGGGAUUCACUGUGUACUGGGAUUCACUGUGUACUGGGAAAAGCGUGUGUACUGGGAUUCACUGUGUACUGGGAUUCACUGUGUACUGGGAUUCACUGUGUACUGGGAUUCACUGUGUACUGGGAAAAGCGUGUGUACUGGGAUUCACUGUGUACUGGGAUUCACUGUGUACUGGGAAAAGCGUGUGUACUGGGAUUCACUGUGUACUGGGAUUCACUGUGUACUGGGAUUCACUGUGUACUGGGAAAAGCGUGUGUACUGGGAUUCACUGUGUACUGGGAAAAGCGUGUGUACUGGGAUUCACUGUGUACUGGGAAAAGCGUGUGUACUGGGAUUCACUGUGUACUGGGAUUCACUGUGUACUGGGAUUCACUGUGUACUGGGAAAAGCGUGUGUACUGGGAUUCACUGUGUACUGGGAUUCACUGUGUACUGGGAAAAGCGUGUGUACUGGGAUUCACUGUGUACUGGGAUUCACUGUGUACUGGGAUUCACUGUGUACUGGGAAAAGCGUGUGUACUGGGAUUCACUGUGUACUGGGAAAAGCGUGUGUACUGGGAUUCACUGUGUACUGGGAAAAGCGUGUGUACUGGGAUUCACUGUGUACUGGGAUUCACUGUGUACUGGGAUUCACUGUGUACUGGGAAAAGCGUGUGUACUGGGAUUCACUGUGUACUGGGAUUCACUGUGUACUGGGAAAAGCGUGUGUACUGGGAUUCACUGUGUACUGGGAUUCACUGUGUACUGGGAAAAGCGUGUGUACUGGGAUUCACUGUGUACUGGGAUUCACUGUGUACUGGGAAAAGCGUGUGUACUGGGAUUCACUGUGUACUGGGAUUCACUGUGUACUGGGAUUCACUGUGUACUGGAAUUCACUGUCUACUGGGAUUCACUGUGUACUGGGAUUCACUGUGUACUGGGAAAAGCGUGUACUGGGAUUCACUGUGUACUGGGAAAAGCGUGUGUGUCCUCCUUUAACUUUAUACUCAGGUUAAAGAAAGAUGUGUACCAAUAAAGUUCAUGUGAUUAUUAUGUAAAUAAUCUUUCCUAAGACGCAAUUCAAUGUUUCUGAUAGUGUGUUGGUUUUUAGAUAUUAACAUCUUCCUUUGCUAAUCUUUUUUUUCUAAUUUAUGAUAGAAAAUAAAUCUACUAAAGUCUGUUGGAUUUGAGGAAAUAAAAGCUUGAAUUUGCAGUUCUUUAAAAA